Danio rerio (zebrafish) is the source of this 1732-nucleotide messenger RNA. RefSeq names its product aurora kinase A (gene aurka). The record is from RefSeq and is marked provisional. Gene Ontology annotation, biological process: meiotic cell cycle; meiotic spindle organization; mitotic spindle organization. Lineage: Eukaryota; Metazoa; Chordata; Actinopteri; Cypriniformes; Danionidae. Gene Ontology annotation, molecular function: nucleotide binding; ATP binding; protein serine/threonine kinase activity. Gene Ontology annotation, cellular component: centrosome; spindle.
GAAAUUAAACAGGUCGCAGUUGCAGGGCAGGAUCGCGUCGCCAUCUGUAGAAAAGGAAAUAUAGUUAUUAAUAAUUUUUCUCGAUAUUAAACCUCCCACGCGGCUCCUCCAGCGGAUGGUAAAGCGUUUAUAGCACUGAAAGCAAGACAUCGUCGAGUUUGUGUGGGUUUGAGCAGGAUUUGUCGUGUGGAAACGGCUGACGGAGAUAUGGACUCUGGUGCAAGAAGCAAAUCAAGCAGAGAUCUGAAGAUUCAUCGACCUGAAAAUGAGAAGGUUUCUGCCGCUGGACCCAAAAGAGUUCCUGUAACCCAGAGCGUGCAGAAGCCAGUGUCGAACCCACACACGCGUGUUCUCGGCGCUGCACAGGGACCACAGCGUAUCCAACGUCCUGUUGGGAAAACCUCUUGUCCUGGAGACCAGAACACUCGUCCAGAACAGCACAAACCAGCAGCGCACAGCAAACCACAGCCAAAACCACCGCUGUCAGCGGAGACCAACAAAACUGCAGAACCCAGCAAACAGGAUAAACCUCACCAAACUCCUUCCAGUACUACUUCUACCUCCUCCAACACCAGUGGAUCAUCGAAGAGUUCAAAAAAAGCCUGGACUUUGGAGAAUUUCGACAUUGGCCGCGCUCUGGGCAAGGGGAAGUUUGGCAGCGUGUAUCUGGCCAGAGAACAGCAGACCAAGUUUAUUCUGGCGCUCAAAGUUCUGUUCAAGAAGCAGCUGGAGAAAGCAGGAGUGGAGCAUCAGCUGCGCAGGGAGGUGGAGAUACAGUCACAUCUCAGACAUCCCAAUAUCCUGCGUUUGUAUGGUUAUUUCCACGACGCGGCCCGUGUUUACCUCAUCCUAGAGUUUGCUCCUAAAGGAGAGCUGUAUGGAGAACUGCAGCGCUGCGGGACGUUCGAUGACCAGAGAAGCGCCACGUAUAUAAUGGAGUUGGCGGAUGCUCUGAGAUACUGCCACUCGAAGGCUGUGAUCCACAGAGAUAUUAAACCUGAAAACCUGCUGCUGGGAGCCAAUGGAGAGCUGAAGAUUGCAGAUUUUGGCUGGUCCGUCCACACGCCCUCCUCCAGGAGGUCGACGCUGUGCGGCACACUGGACUAUCUUCCUCCAGAGAUGAUAGAAGGUAAAACACACGAUGAGAAGGUGGAUCUCUGGAGUCUUGGAGUGCUCUGCUAUGAGUUUCUGGUUGGCAGGCCACCUUUUGAAACAAAGAGUCAUGAAGAGACGUACCGCAAGAUUUCUAGAGUUGAGUUUACUUAUCCAGCUCAUGUGAGCAACGGCAGCAGAGACCUGAUCAAUCGACUACUCAAGCACAACCCAAUGCACAGACUCCCCAUCCAGGGAGUAAUGGAGCACCCGUGGGUUGUGGAAAACUCCACCAAGAAACCAACCACUUACACCGCCACCGCCAACAACUGAGGCCUGCUGGGAUUACACUGAAACCUUCUCCACGCAUGUGACUUUAUUGGACUAAUAUGGCAAUAAGUGUUGAUGGUCUGUGCUGCCACGCUUUCACAUAACUUUAUGAUUUGUCUGUUGUUUUUACAUGUUGUGCUGUUUAUGUGCUUCAGUUUGCAAGUAUUUGUAAAUAUGUAAUUAAGACAAUUUGUAAAGUUGUAUCCAUUACUUGAAACAAAUGUCAUUUCUUUUAUUGUAAUGGCUUUUAAGAAUUUGAAUAAGAAACUUAAUGUAUUUUGUCUGUUUGGAAAUAAAUUCAUUUUAAGAG